Molecule: messenger RNA, 38050 nt
Organism: Topomyia yanbarensis
Lineage: Eukaryota; Metazoa; Arthropoda; Insecta; Diptera; Culicidae
Exons: 6
Coding region: 94-3855 (1253 amino acids)
Source: RefSeq, a predicted model, not a curated record
GCUCAGUGUCGUCCGAAACACAAGUGUGUUAAAUCUUUUUUUCAUUAGAUGCGUGCGAAAAGAGACGUGUGUUCCAAGUGAAAAAUUUCGUAUAUGCUGUUAAAAAGUGCACUAAUUACGACUACUAAAGGUUGCACUUUACACAGGUCAGCUAUAAUAAGAUCAAGAUAUCUUUCAUGUCAUAGACGCAUAUACGUUGCAUACAGAAUGGAUAAUGUCAAAGAAAGACAGUAUCACGACCACACGUUAUCAUCAUCGGAUAUCCCUGCUGUCAAUGUGACACCCUUCUCUAUGAGCAAGCAGAAACGACUUGGUCCCGCGCCGAUUGCUUCUUUUGAGGAUACCAUAGCUGAGGAUAAAAAUCGAAUGGAAACUUCUGGCCACAAAUCUGGACGAUAUCGCUCCAAAGAGAAAGACUCUCCGAAAAAAACAUCCCCACCUAAUACAGCUGGCAGUACAAGUGCAUUGGUGCCCUCAACACCCAGGAUAGACAUUAGUAGGGCUUCGUCACAUUCUUCUCAUCACGAUAGUAGAGAUAGCAGUCCGGAGAAUGUUUUUGAACAGGUUGGCACUGGCACAUUGCAGGAUUCUGGCGUACUGGGAUAUAGAGAAGAAGGUGCAUUGGACCUACGCAGCUCAACUGAAGAAUUGCAUUUCAUGGAACCUGAGAAAGGAAAAACGGAAAGAGAAAAGCCACAAGCACCGAGGCAUUCGCCUAUAAUGUAUAAACUGGAUGAUCAGCAACAAAUUUUGGGACACCAUCAACGCAAAGACUCUGCAAGCUCUGAGGUUGCAGCAUUCUUGUGUAUCUCUGGACGAACUAGUCGUAUAUCAAGUGUAGGUAGCCAAGGAUCAGGUAAUAGCAAGCUGUCAGUUGUCUCUGGUGUAUCUGGUAUUUCCCGAUCACCUUCACCACAUCGUAUGCUGCUGGAAACAUCGUUUUGUGGGCCGAAACCUCUACUAGGGAUAACUGAUGGCAGCAUACCUAGUAGCAUCGAACCAAUAACUGCAAAAAUAAUCGAGCAAGUUAUAUUGUCAAGAAAAAAAGACCUUACCGAAGCAGUUUUGGCUGAAGGUAUUCACGUAGAUACUGCAUCUAAUAGUGAAGCGCGUAACAAUCUAGUGUAUGAUGCAGAAUUACCCCGCAGAAAAUCAGACAGUAACGCUAACAUAAACCGUAAAGAAGAAAUAAUUCAGCCACCACUUACUAGUAGAAGUAUUUCAAACAAACGAUACAUUCCACCAACAGAUUUAAGUAAACCAAUUGUUGGUGUAAUGCCAAGCGGUACUGAAUAUAUAAGAAUAAAGUUAAAGCCAGAUCACUGCUAUAGUGAUAAUGGAAUAGCUGAUAAUGAAAGAAUAUUGGAUGAUGACCAAAAAAAACCCACCUCAUUAAAUCUUGAUAACUCACGACAUAGGCGAGGCGGAUCGUCAACACGAGAUGAGCCCAGUGUGAGUCCGAAACCAGCUCAGCAGAGCAAGCUAUCUCGAGAGAAUAGCAGCCGUUCUCCGUCACCAGCUACUACAUUUUCAAGGAAAAAUUCAUUAUGUUCAAUAUUUAAACAAAGAGAUUCAGCUAGCCCAGAUUCUCCAAGUAUUGGUCAUGCCAGAAAAAAGAACGGUUCAAACAACCCUCACGAGUAUAGAGAACGAUCGCGCAGUAAAAGCAAAGAACGAGAAUCUGCUUCAUUGAAUACUACGCCAAACAAACAAAAAUCGGUGUUAGCUAUAUUUAAGCCAAAUAAAAAAAACGGUGCAAAAUCAAAGUCACCAUCACCGAUAGAGCCAUACCCGUGCUCUACAACGUCCAACAUUUCAAAUGUUGAGUUUAAAUUCAAAGAUGAAUCGCAAUCUACUCCAAAUCAGCGAAAUCAAUUGCGGUAUUAUGAUACACCGUUGGAUGGUAAAAGCAUUCAUAUUCCAUUGCAUACCCCUCCUGAAGAGAAACAAUUUAAAUCAUUGCUAUCCACUGCACCAAUGAUAUCGAGUGCAGCGCAGGUGGUUAAUGAAAAGGUGUCACCCUCUACUCAGUCUGUGAACUCAAGCAAUAAUUGUACUAUUACUAUUCAUAAUAGACCCAAACCAAUGCCACCUCUCAAGUGUUAUCGAAUUGAAAACCCAGAUGGAAGCAUAACUAUACCUUUAAAAUCGCCUACCGAAGAAAAAGAGCGAGACAGUUUAUGGAGCAUGGAAGCGCAACGUGACAGUUCUCAAGACAGCCAAGAAACUGUUAUCUCAGUUGCGCCUCCGCAGCAUAGCAAUACGCCAUUAAAAAACACAACACAUGCCUUACCUUUAACAAAAUCUCCAAAUGGAGUAGAACUGUCCAGACAAGAUGAUCCCGAAUUCGCACUAUCGGAGACCUUCUCGAACACACUUAACCAAUCAGAAAAACCUACCACCAUAGUGAAAAAGACUACUAAAGAAAGAAAGCAAUUGUUGUUUGCUAUGAAAAUGGGAUCUGGUAGUCAAGAGCAAACUUUCACUACACAAUUCAGCAUUUCCAAAACAGAAAGUCAAUGCAGCCAGCUAUCGGAAGUAGAUGCAAAUGAAUCUAAUGAUGUUAAUGUCGUUGAAAAAAAUGAGUGUAUGCCACUUGAUAAUAUGUCAGUUGUUUAUCGUAAUAAACGACUUGAUUGUGUAAAACGAAGAGGUCUUAAAGAAAAAUACAAUCGAUCUGAAAGCGCAUCGAGUGAUUCGAUAGACUUCCAUCGCCAUUCACGUUAUAUUGAAAAUCCUGAAGAAAUUCUCAAUAUGUAUCAACAGGCCGAAACAAGUAUGCCGAGUGAACAAAAGUUUACGGUAAAUGAGGAAUCUUCUGUUUCUCAGGACACUAGCCGAUAUGAUUCAACUGUUAAAAUUUCAUCCCAGUUCAAGAAUUCAUCAAGAAUACUCAAUAUAAAGUCAACGGCUUCCAAUGAUGAGCAAGUAUUGUCUUCAGAAAGUGAAAAAGAUUCUGAGGUAGAUUCUAUGACAAAAAGCAAACAUGUACACUGCAACCUGCUAGCCAUCGAAGAUCACGAAAGCGCAGGAUUAGUACUACAAGAAUCGUUCGAUGAUGAAUUACCUUAUAUACCUACUACACUACCAGAAGAACGAUCAAUUGGUGUAAAACUUUUACCAAUGAAAGAACGUGCUCAAAUGGGGAUGAAAACCUGUCCAUUAGAAAGGCCUAGAUCUACAACACCAAUACAUCCAGCUUCACUGGAAAAUUACUGUGGUAUUACUAGCGCGGUUGAAGAUACCGAAGCACAUUUAAUUCGCGGAGAGAAGCUACGAAUCAGUCUGCCUAAAAAACACGAUGUUUCAGUAGACAGAUUACCUAAAAAUCGAUCUCCCCGAAAAACAUCUCAUUCAUCCGGCAAAAAUUGGUUUGAAUUUGCAGAGCACGGUAUCAAUAGCACCAAUCAAGCACCGACAGCAAGUAAUGGGGACGAGAAAGAAUCCACACACCAAUCAAAUGCAGAAGAAGAACCUCCUCCUCCUCCUUUGCCACCUCGUAAAGCCUCACAACAGUGGGUUGACUUUGAGAGCAUUCCAGAGAAACGGAAACCAAGCAAGCGUAUAGCAUCUCUCCCACAACAAGAAUCAGUUGAUAAUGUUCCAAUCACAGGAGUUCUUUAUAACUAUGUAAAACCCGAAGAAUGCCAAUGUGAGUGCCAUGAAAGUGAACGAGAAUCUGGUAAACAAAAAUCAUCAUUUCUAGACAAUGAAACCGAAGAUCAACAGCCAUUACUACAACAGGACUUAUUGGAUGAUUCUACUAGAAGAGAUGACGGAUGUUUUCAAAUUCUACUGAACCCGGAGACAGACAAAGCGAAUUUACGAGUUGGUAAUCAAAAUCCCUUACAAUAAUUCUAGUCAUUGCAGUGGUUAGACAGAGUGAUCUGUAACAAUGUAAGACAACAAUAAUUUCCUUCUCUCUCAACAAAUAAAACGCGAAUAAUAACAUUGUAUGUGGGUUAUAAAAAGUAGCUCCAACAGUUCGUUAAACCGUGAUGUAUUGAAGAAUUUGUAUUUUCUCAGUCCAUUGUCGAAUGAUGCGUUACAGAGCUAACAUAUUAAUAAUGUCACGAUCUUAAAUAAACAAUAUUUGUUCAUUAGAAUAGAAAGCGAUAUAAUUGUGAUAGAAGUAUAAAACUUAGUUCUGACAAACAUAUUGUUACCCCUCUUCGAAAAUUAUUUUAUGUCUGAAAACUGCAAAUACAGAAACUCCCAGUGCGUUGUUCCAAAACGUGUAUGUAAUUAAUAUUAUGUUAUAGCUUUUGUAUGAAUAUGUAAUAAUUUGUAAGAUAGCAUGCUAUAGUGUUUGUUGAUUGUAGAUAAUUGAUGAUGCUAAGACAAAGACUCGAGUAUGAGUAAAUUGUUGGGAUUGUUUGACACAACACAAAGGUCGAGAAUAUGAAUCAUAAAUUCUUUGUUCGUUCUUUAAUUCUAGCCGACUACUAUUGCAUUUUUGUUAUUGCCAAAGAUUUAUUUUCAAACAGUUCGUAUAAUAUCAGCGCUAGGGCUAGAGAAUAUCCCCAGGUACGAAAAGUUUCACUAUAAUGGUCCUAUUUAUUCAUUUAAAACUUAGAAUUCUACCGGCCAACAUUAAUUUAAAUGUGGUUUGAUAUUAUUGUUAAUAACAUUUCUAUUUAAAAAAAAUCAACUAAUCAUAACUGUUUCAACUUAUAACAGUGCGAUAACUCAUAACUGUUAGGUUAAAUCGUUCGGCUAAUAAGCGACUAGUCGUAUAUUCCAAUCUUAUAAGUUCCCCAUUCGUUUUAUUUUUCAUUGACGUCCUCGUUUUCAUGAUCGAGAAUACUAGUAGAUCAGAAAAAAAUAUUUGUUUAUGGAAAUCUUCAUGUUUAUGGAAGAAAAUUCAUUGUGUUUAUGGAAAUCUUUAUUUGCAUAAUUUUUGAAAACUGAGUCGGGGAAGGUGUUGCGGAGUCUUCAAAUUUUCGUGAUUUAUUGUGACAUGAUGAGGGAGGUGAGUCAAAAUUUUCUCAAAUGGGCCACCCAAAUUAGAUGAUAUCGGAAUUUCGAUGGAAAAUCCAAUCUUUUGGUAGUAUUUUGCUUUGCAAAUCCAAAUCCAGAUGGGUUUGGCGUAAAUAAAAAUAAUUAUAAUAUUGCAAUUUGAAGUUAUUAGUCCGUUUCUACAUUUCUUAGAAAAGAAAUGUAUAGACUUUCUCAGUCUAUUAUACUUAAGCAAACGUUAUAUUUAUAGAUUGCCCGACGUUUCGGCCGCGUAAAUUAGAGUAAGUUCACAAUGUCAAUGUCCCCCCUUUUUGUACCUUUCUGUUUUCCUUUUACUCACUAUGACAUGAAUAAAUUUUCCAGUUUUCCCUUGAAAAAGGCCAUCAAAAACGGCCGAAACGUCGGGCAAUCUAUAAAUAUAACGUUUGCUUAAGUAUAAUAGACUGAGAAAGCCGUAAAUAUCAGUGAAUAUUCCGUAACCAGCCGUCAAACAUCUUAUUAGAAAUGUAUAGAAUUCGCUCAAACUUUCUUUCGAGGCCCGGAGGGCCGAGUCCUUUAUACCUUAUAUAUCUUAUACUCAGCUCGACGAUCUGGUACAAUGACUUUUUUUUGCAAUGGAGAAGACCUUUACGUCCUAGCCCAGUACACGUGCUAUUGGUAGGGUCAAAUCUACCGCACGGGGUGCACUGGGGGCGUGUCGGGCUCGAAUGGUGACGCUGCCAUUAAUACCGACUAAACUCCAUUGGCUUCCGCCAUCAUUCCUCCCAGGAACUACCUCUCGGUAUUACUUCUGGGGGGAUGGCUGUACUAAAUGUACUCAUUCACUCUCACUCACGCGUUCAUACGUCCUGUAUGAGGCUUACUUGGGUGCUCUCUCUAUCGCACCUUGAUUCACUCUCAAACACUCCCACAUGAGGCUGACUUUUGUGCUCACCUUUUUCGUUCCUUGCGAGGCUGACUUGUGUGCUCACCUUACUCAUUCCUUGCUAGGUUUACUUUUGUGCUCGCCCCACCCAUACCAUGUGAGGCUGACUUGGGUGCUUACCCUAUCACCGGAUUCACUCUCGAUCGUGCCACUCUAUUGUACCUCUGUCACUCCCCCUGGCAUCCCAUGUGGGACAUUUUACUUAGGCCCCACUUCUGACAUACCCUGCGAGGCUGACUUGUGUGCUCACCUUUUUCAUUCCUUGCUAGGCUUACUUUUGUGCUAGCCUCUACCAUACCAUGUGAGGCUGACUUUUGUGCUCACCCUUAACAUGCCGUGUGAGACUGACUUGGAUGCUCACCCUUUCACUCCUCUGCCACGCCAUGAGGCAUCGAUAGCUAAGUCCCUACAUACUACGCUACGACCCUCCCGUCUUGGCAUGAGGCAGUCCACUUAUACGCCUAUACACUCACUCUUCUGUCUUGCUUCGGGGUGGCUGGGUUUACCCCUUACGCGGUUGCCAGUCGCUCCGCCAAACCUGCCUCGGCAUGAACAGACCAUUCACUCCCUUUUUUGCGCUUGGCCUUUUUCGCUUCAGCUAACCAAUCACUAGUUAGCCGUGCCCGUCGUCUGUUGCUCGGUUCACCAGAUUACCUGUAGCCUACAGGCAAUCUGGAUGGUAGCAGCCGAGACAGCGUUCCACUUCUCCACCGAUUGACACAUCCUCUGAAUAAGGGUAUCAGAGGUUGUGUCCCAGCCGCAGACGUCAAGCAUUGCUCUUCUUUCGACGUCGAACCGAUGACAUACGAACAGUAUGUGUUCGGCAGUUUCGUCUACACCUGGGCAGUCCGGGCAGACUGGGACCUCCGCGUGCCCGAACCUGUGGAGGUACUGUCGGAAACAGCCAUGGCCUGACAGGAAUUGUGUCAGGUGGAAGUGAACUUCCCCAUGGGGUCUUCCCACUCAGCUCGAUAUGCUAGGUAUCAGCCGGUGGGUCCACCUACGUCUCGAGGAGUUGUCCCACUCAUGCUGGCAUCUGGCGACCGAGGUCACCCUGGUGCGCUCGCGGGCUCCCCUAUUUCCACGUAGCUCGAAGCACUCCUCAUCUUCCCGAAUGACCAGCUCGACUGGCAUCAUGCUCGCUAUCACGCAGGAUGCAUCGUGUGAUACCGUGCGGUAGGCAGAUAUCACUCUGAGGCACAUCACGCGGUAGGUGCUCUCCAGUUUCUGUAGGUAACUGGUAACCCUCAGUGCUCUUGACCAUGACGGGCCGCCGUACCUGAGGAUAGAUGUGGCAACGCCUGCCAGUAACCUACGUCUACUGGCGCACACCUUUGAGCUGUUGGACAUCAUUCUCGAUAGAGCCGCAACAGCAGUCGACGGUCUCUUGCAUGUAUAGUCGACAUGGCUGCCGAAGGUCAGCUUGUCGUCUAUAAUGACUCCGAGAGACUUCAGACUUCGCUGUGAAGUGAUCACGACUUCUCCCACAUGGAUAACUGCAUGUUGUGCCGACUUGCGGUGGUUGACGAUAACUACCUCCGUCUUAUGAUGAGCGAGCUCCAGGCCUCUCGCGCUCAUCCAUUCCUCCACCGUGCUGAUCGCGUGUUCUGCGGUUAGUUCUACAUCAGGAAUUGACUCCAAGGUUACGUCGUCGGCAAAGCCGAUCUUGACCCCAGGAGGGAACUUCAGUCUCAGAACCCCGUCAUACAUGAGGUUCCAUAUCACCGGGCCUAGGAUCGAGCCCUGCGGGACUCCGGCGGUAAUCGGAACCCUUUUCUAUCCGGCAUCGGUCUCGUAUAGCAGUACGCGGUUCUGGAAGUAACUUUCCAGGAUCCGGUACAGACCCACCGGUAGGCUAAGCCGGUGUAACGAGAGCGCGAUGGCAUCCCAGCUUGCGCUGUUGAAUGCGUUCUUCACGUCAAGUGUCACUAACGCACAGUAUCGAAUACCUCGCCUUUUCCGUUGGAUCGCUAUCUCGGCAGUAUUUAUCAUUGAGUUGAGAGCGUCCACUGUGGACUUACCCUUCCGAAAGCCAAACUGGUUGCUUGACAGACCGUCCGUACCUUCCGCGUACGGGGUUAGCCUGUUGAGGAUGAUCCUCUCAAGCAGUUUGCCAGUCGUGUCGAUCAGACAGAUUGGUCUGUCAAUGGGGGGACUGGGACAAUGUCUGUGUGUGUUUGUCUGUAUGUGUGUGUAUGUAACGGACAAACCCUCAUUCGUGUUUCUCAGCAAUGGCUGAACCAAUCUUAUCCAAACCAAUUUUAAAUGAAAGGCCUAUCACCCAGACAGAACGCUAUUAAAUGGUGUUUGAUUCUGAUGUUUAGUUUCCAAGAUAUGAAUGUUUGAAGGUGCAAAAAUCGCGUUUUUUUUCAGUUUUUGAAAUUUGCUGCCGAAAUUGAUGACGUUACUAAACAAUUUAUAUAAUUUUAGAAAGCUUAUACGAAUACCUUUCGAACGAACUAUAGAUUAUUGAAAUCGGACUAUGAUCAAAAGAGAUAUUUAACAUUAAAUGCGGACGAAAGAUUUUUAUCAUUUCCCAUAGCUUGAAAUAAGACCAUAAACAUUAAAUGUAUUAUUAGCGCCAAAACGGAUAAUUUUAGGUCAAUAGUAUCUUCGGACAAUUUAAAGCAUACAAUAUGCCCUUUCUUUUGGUAUUGUGAGUUUACUGAUUAAUCUCCCUAAGAGUGAGAUAUUUUCAUAAAUUUUCUUGGAAAUGAUUGAUUUGAAAAUUUGUCGCUCUCACUUUUGCGAAUAUCUUUACUGAAGACAUCAAAUACUUAUUUCGAAUACUUUGAAAGUUAUGGCUUAUUGUUUGUAGAUAACCGUUUGUCGCCUAUUUAUUGUUCAAUAUAGUAAUAAUCCAUUUGAAUGAGCCAAAUAUUAUUUCGAUAAAACGAAUUUCGUAUUUUAGUUUUCUAUCUACAACCGCUAGAAUAAACACCGAAUAAUUCCAAGUUGUCUAGAUGGAACUUGAUCACUUAUCGGUGCAAAAAAUUUAAGGGUUGUGUACAAGAGACGACCACGAUGACAUUAAAGAUGCAGCCAGUUUUAUGAGCAAACAAUAUUAUUCGUGGCCAAAUUAAAACCCCUUAAUAUCAUCGACUGUUUCAAAACUACACACAGGCAUGCUAUUCUUCACUGGAGAUAAUUGUUGAAUUUUUAAAUUAAAAUCGAUAACCUGUAGUGUGAAAAUUCAAGUUUUAAAAAGUUUUAUUUAAAUCCCCGAAAUGGGAACAUCUGAUGCAACACAUGAAUUUUUUGAAUUAAUGAUGCUCACAAACAAAACCUUACCCCUCUUUAAAUGCCUGCUAUCAAAUUAAAUGUUUGCAAGCACGAUAGGAAAAUAACUGGUCAUAAAUCAAAUUAUUCGUAAACGAAGAACAAGAACGUAAGAAAGUUUAACAUAUGUAUCUUUAUAUAUUUGGUGGUUUAAUUAACAAUAAUUCUGAAAUGUUCUAUAUUUUGGGGUCUUAAAAAGAACUAUUUUAAGGGAACCAUCAAAUUAACUCUUGUAUGUGAGCUCCUGAAAAGGACCAUGAGUGGAAUUCUGAAAAAGGACUAUUUGUUUCAUCCAAAAACACGCGUGCUAUGGAAUGAAAAGUACUAAACUAACUAAGGGCUUUUAGUUUAGCAAAAAUAACAUGCAGAAUGGAACAAUUAGUCAGCGGCAAAAAAAGGUUUACCAUCUCUUUCAGCCGCGCGCUACUUACAUCAGAUAAAUAUUUAGAAAUGAAAAGAAACAACCUUUCCCUUCAGCAGCUAAUAUGAAAUACUAAUAGCUUUAAACGUGACAUCGGCUUUUUAUCACUUUCGCACUGAUUUUUUUUUUAAAUUCGUUUAUUUGGCACGGCUUAAGGCGUUAGCUUCACGGAGCCAUGGGUCUUUUAUAUAUUUACAUGAUGUAAACAAUAAAAAUAACAAACAACGAUCCCGUCCGCGCAACUUGUUAUUGCGCGCGGAGAUCCGUUUUCGUGUCGGGGAAAUCCUUGCAUUCACGUCAACUAUAUCAAGGUGGUCAUUGGUAUCUUUGUCGUCUUCGCACAUGGCCGGGUCAUCAUCGGGGUUACUGCCUUGAUGUUCGCGAUCAGGUGUUGUUCCUGACUUCUUUCCCUUUCGGGUCACGACCGUGAACCCUCCGUCAUUACUAGUAGCUCCCUCGUUGCUAGAAUUAGCUGUUGAGUUUGUGGUACUUGACGCGGCUUUCGCAGUUGUCAUUAUUGCUUGAACAGCAGCCACAAAUUUGGCAACCGUUUGUGGCUCAGGGAAUGAUAUUGGAGACUGAGUAUUUCUUUCUGUAGAUGAGCUUUUCUUAGCGGUUUCUGGGCAGGGUUGUCCGUAAUGUGCCGUUUGUUCACAGAACUGGCACGUGUUAGUUUGUCCUUGAUAUGUACAUAGAGUUCGCUGUAUAAUGGUAUCACCCCCUUCUGUUGUGUACUGCUGGGUAAGGUAGGAGGGAAUGGGUUGGUCUAUCCGCAUUCUCACCACAAAAACACCAUUUGAAAUAUCUGGAAAGUAGUUCCUUCACGUAUCCUCCGUGAUUGAUUCCACUUCUCCGAAAUACGACAUGAAUCUUUUAAUGGCCACUUUGCAAGUACGUGGGGCCAAAUCAUGUAAUUUAACUUCCAUGUUUCCGUUAUCCAUAUACACAGGGAUCUUGAUUUUUGCGGUGUCACAAUCCAGCACGUGUUUCAAGUUGUUUUGCGAAAUGAAUCUUUUUGCCUGGGCAAAUUUGUUGAACGUUAUCAGCACCGCGUGUCUGACGUGCUCCAACUGAAUGAAACUGACGUCUGAAAACCGAAGCUGCAUUUUCUCCUUCAGCAAAUGUUCCACAUCACCAAUACUCGGUCUUAUGCGGAAAGACCGGAAGUCAAUGGCCACCGUGUUGGCCCGAAGAAUCACAUUUUGUUGACUCAGUCAUCUUGAUGGAAUAAUAGUAACGGUUCCCUUUGUUCUUCAGACAAAGCAAACAAGAAAAAAGCAACUGCUUGCGCUGGCUUGGGUAGCAGCAGAGAGCACACUGGUAUUGUGACUGAUGCCUUUGGCGGUUGAGAAUAGACUGACUUUCGCACUGAUGAUGGAAGGACUGCCUUCAUGCAGAAUAACGAAAAAAUAUUUGCGGAUUCUUUUUGGUACGGCUUUCGCUAGUUCGCAGUGUUGCCAAAUCCACCAAUUUUCUGAAACAUUGCAGAAUUUUGAAUUAUGUUACCGAAAGAUUAUUUUUAAUGAAUCACAGGCUUUGAUCAAUUUCAGCCUGGAAAUGUACCUUUAAGUAGCAUUAAAUUUAAACAGAUUGCUGCAAAUUUCAGAUUGCCAAUAUACGCGCAAGCAACACAUAACGAAUAUAAACUGCACAAUUGAAUUAUCGCUGUCAAUGAUUGGAAAUAUUCAAAUUUGUUCUUUAUUGUUUGUUAUAGCCCUUAAAAGGGCUUUUAUUUUAACAAUAAUAACAUGCAGAAUAGAACAAUUAGCUUCAACUGAGGUUUGCCAACUCUUCUAGCCGCGCGCUAUUUACAUCGGAUUACCCCCAGCGGUAGUGAUUAAAUGCAGAACUCAUCACAGCGAAUUGUCAACAUGCAUGAUUGCUACUGCUGUUCUUUACGACCCGACGUUUGACGGGAGAAUGAAGUCGCUCGAGGAAUGAUAUUCUUUAAAUAGUCGAUGAUGACGUCAUUUAUAGAAGCGUAGUGUGCUGGGUGCUCAAAUCUAUCGUACGAGACGCUAUAGGCACGAUGUUACUUGCCUGGCAAAAGAGCAACAACUGAUUCAAACCGGCACGCGGCACAUUUAUUUAUAACUUUUCGUGUUCGUUUGAAUUACUAAGCUGCUCCCUAUUGACGGCUCUGCCGGGGAUAGAUUGACUGAUGUAUGGGAGUUUUCGCAUUUUCGAGGUCUGUUCAUUUUUGCUUGUUUUUCAAUAGUGUGCUAUUGAAAUAUAAAAACACUAUAGCAAUAAAAUAUAAUUUCAGUUAAUUCCGAAUUGUUUGGUGAUAACCAGACGGAAAUCCGUUCAUAAAUAACAAAAUAGUGACGCAAAAACGUGACAUCGUUUGAUUUUAGAUUUUAGAAUGACACCCUGCCCCAGAUAGUGCAGUAAGACAUUUUCAAUGUCAAAAUUUCAUUUGCGCGUACCUUCUGACUUAUAACCAUCGGAUCGAUCUGAAACAUAUCUCGUAAAAUGAAAAGCGAAAUAAAUAACGCCAAGCAGCGGUGUAGUCAAGAGGAGGCAUUGGAAUUUAACCACACACCCUCCUCACCCAAAAAAAUUAGCAGAAAGUAAAAAUUGUUUUGAUGCUGACUGAUUUAAUUCAAUAUUACAAUGACAAUUAUCUGAUCAGUACAUUGAUAGCCUAUUGUUUGAAACAUCAUGAGGACCUUUGAAAAAUUGUGGGAAUGCGAUCCUUAUCUGUAACUGAUCUAUUGGUCUUGAUCUCACAGUUGUUUAAUAACAUCAAUAUCAAAUCUAACGCUUUUAAUCCACCUAACAGUGUGAUGAGACAUUUCUUAUAACUCUUAUCAUUCUCUUCGGAUAUUAUAUCGUUUGAGAACAUUUAGAACUUGAUGCUUCGCGAUGUUUUUGAUAACACAUACUACUUGGGAUAGUGGAAGGACUCAGAGAAUCGCUCAAAUCAGCAUAGGACAACAUCAGUGCUAGAUAUCUCAAGCCAAAUUAAUGGGGAAAGCGACAAAAUGGCCCAUAAAAUAGACAUACAAACGAAUUAUUGCUAAUGCUCUGUCAAUAAAAUAUCUAAAUUCCUCAAUCAAUGCAUUGUGGUGGGAAACUGCAUUUUCCUAUACAGUGACACAAUCUCAUAUUCGUUCACCUCUAGUGUAUAUGUUUAAUAUUAUUUCACAAACGUUUGCGCUAUUUAAUAUAAAUAUUGUUUUUUAAAUGUGGUAGUAGAAUCAUCAUCUGUCAUUUUCUUAUCAUUUGUAAUCUAAAGUGUGCAAGUUUCCGUACACUACGCAUAAAAAAUCAUUACUUGAUCUGAAAAUGGCACAAUUUCAUAUUCGUACACUUUUGAAAAGUCAUUUAAUUUGUAAUUUAAGACUUGUUAUUUCUUUAUUUUUUAGUUUUACUUUGAGAAAUAGAUUUUAUGACUUCAGAAAAGUGUUCAUUGGAACAGUUUCCUUAACACUAGUUUAAGAAAUUCCCUCAAAUUAACGUAAUGGUUAAAAAAAGUAAAUUAACUGCCAUUAUGGGACGAAAACUAAUUAUUACUCACCAAAAUGAAGCUAAAUCACUUCAUAAAAUCUUUGAAAUGGUUCAAAGGCUGCGUCCAACUAUUUAACAUGUUGUUAAAAACUUUGAUGUGGCGAAAUGCAGAACAGAUAUUGCGAAAAACUUGAACUGUUAAAAAUUUGCGAUGAGGGAUAAACGAUUUUUAAUUAGAAAAAUUUGGGAAAAUCGAGUAAUUAAUGUUAUAUACAUGGUAAAUAAAUCGAAUUAUAGCAUUUAAGUAUAAGUCUGCUCUGGUACGGCUCGUAAUGUAGGGAGAACGGACAAUUACAAUGCCUGUGUUCUGAGCAAGAAGCUGUUCAUCAAUAAGAAGAACAGAGAAUUGAUUUUUUAGACACUAAACAACUUUAUUGAAAUAUUGGAAAGAUGUUAAACUUUGUCUACGAGUCCAAAUUCAACAUCUUUGACUCAAAUUGGGUGGAGAAAAUCGAGCUCAGACCUAAACGUAAUAGUCUUAUAACAGCAGCUAAGCGCAGGAACAGUGCAGUUAUUGUAUGGGGUAUUAUAUGUCCACCAGAAGUGCUAGAAAUUUGGUCUUCAUUGAUGGAAUGAUGGAUCAGAAUGUGUAUUUUAAUAUGAAUGUCUUAAAAUAAAUUUUAAAGCAAAGCUUCCGUAAAAUGGUACUUUUACUAAAAAUGGUGGACAUUGGAAAUUCGAUCAGGAGAAGAACCAAAGCAUAAGGCGUGCAAAAAACGUUUAGAAUAAAUUUAUAAUUGUUUAAAUGUUAUGGAUUCUCUCGCUGUAGACCCCGUUUAUUAUCUGAUUAGAAAAAUAAAUGGGAGUAUUUGGCUAAAAAGUACAAAACUAUCCGGAUUAUAAUGAGAAUGAUCUUAGAAACUAUUAUUUAUAAGAAUGGGAUAAAAUUUAAGCUGAAUGCACACAAAAACUAGUGGUUAGCAUGCCAAUACGAUUGAAAACUGUAAUUACAAACAAAAGGUACCACAUUGAAUAUUUAUUAUAGAAAUUUCAAUUGAUUUUUAAAAAAAUAUGUGUACUGUACGAAUAUGAGAUUGCGUGUAUAUUUGACUAUCUUUAGAAUAAUGAUUUUUUUGUGAAAAAUGAGCAUUUGUUGUACAAAGAUAAUUAUUGUAUCUUCCUUAUGCUGUCUAGUAAACUACUUCUACAUAAAUAAAAUGUCUCGUGAACUAAUUUUUUGCUUGUAAAAUGCAUAUAAGCAUUCCGCACAGCGGUGUACGAAAAUGUGAUUGUGUCACUGUAUAUUGUUCUGAUCCAAAAAAAUCGAAUUUUUUUGAAUCGAUUUGAAGUUUAUACUUUACUCAAAUUUCCAACGCGACUGAGAACUAAGAAAUGAAAUCGCAGCUCCUGAUAUCACGCUACCUCUGAAGUGUAUACGUGCAUAGUUCAAACUUUACUUCGGCAUCGACUUUUUCUAAAAGUGACUUACCGAUAGUAUCCUUGAUUUGAAUUAUUAUCGCUAAUCCUAAUGCCAAAGAACAAAUAAAAACCUCUCGAAUCCGAACCGUUUGGGAAAAGCAUCAUCAUUAGUGGAAUUUUCAUUUUCGCGAAACUUUUCGAUAACCUACCGUCACUUGCAUUAAUGAACUGGGUGCACAAUGCUCUGAAAAUUUACCGAAAUCGUCUUAGGGCACCAGCGGGUCUCAUUCAGAGCCAUUUGCCCAGCGAGUUAAAUCUGUAAAGAAUCCUAAAAAUUAGCUUCUAUUACAUAAUUUUCAGCUCAGCAAUUCGAGAGACCGUGCUCAUCGCAAGCCAUGAAAAAUAAACUGCAUAUAAACACUUAAGUAUAGCAAUUAAUUGGUAUACGAAUUGGAAUAGGUUCGCCAAAUUUUGGAAGAAGUCGAUAAAAUAACCCCAUGAAAACUACCUAAAAAUUGUUGUAGUUCGAUGGUAUAAAAACAAUUCCCAAAAAUGAAAUGUACCUAUUUAUGUGGAACGCAGUGGAUAAUACAUACCAUAAAGACCCGUUUUUAUCAGUCUCAUGGUGUAUUUUAAGAUGACAAAAUGGGGACAUUGACUAAAUCGGGCAAUUUUCAUUUCUUUUUAAUACACUGAAGCUGUUAAAAUAUUCUUCCCGUCGCUUGAUGUAGUCUGAUAACUAUUUCUGAUUAUUUAAUAUAAAUUUCUUUUAAGCGGGUUUUCUUGCGUAAAAUUCAAAAAAGAUGAACUUUUUAUUUUUGCAUAUUUCCAUCUUCAUGAUAAGGAAAACAUGUUCAAGAAAGGAUUUACUCGAAUUCAGUCUUGUUUGUCUGCUAGAACCCAUCAAACACAUAUUCAUAUUUAGCUGAUCAAAUCGGAUUUUCAAUGUAUUAUAAUGGAUAUUCAGCAUUCGAAGAAGUUUCUUGUGAACGACUGUAGAACGAUUUUGUUUCUACUUACUUGAAGUCAGCGACGUAGCCAGAAAUUCGGUUUGGUGGGGUUUUGGUAAAAAUCGAACUUACUGUCCGACCGGCAUAAUUCAGAAACCCUUAUUUUUUAUGUUUUAAAAUUAUGCAGAAUUAAUUUUUCAGAAAAUAGUAACAGAGUUCGUGUCUUUAGCGAAUUUGUUAAGACUUUAUUGUAGACAUGAAUAUUAACCUGAGUAAAUUCGCCAUAAAUUCUUCUUGGACGAUAUAACGUCAAAAAAAAAUUUAUUAAAUGAUAUGUUGUUUAACUAUUGUAAAACUCAUCGAAGACACUAAACCUCCGAAAUUAGCGGUUUCAAAAUGAUGCUAUCUUGACCUUAAAUUACUGUUUUUGAACAUUUAACCUAUUCAUAUAAUUGGUCAUAUAACAUCAAAUGCUCAUCAAAAUCGAUCAGGACCUGCUAGAGUCGAAUGUAAAACGCCAUUUUUCAUAAAUUUCUCUCUUCAUUCGGAAAGUGUUAUCCUCGUUAUUAAUCAUAUUACGUUUCUCUCUCAAAUCGACGCAUUCCCAAAAUAAAAACCUUUUUUAAUCCACCUAGUGGUGCAAUUAUGCCUUUCUCAUUUGUCCAGACUACGAUUCCAUGGCUGGUUAUAUUGAAUACAAUGGUGGAAAUGUACAUUACAUAUUCAGUACGAUUUGCACAUACAUACAAUGGAUCGACAGCCACGAUCUUGAGAUUGUAUGUGUCGAUACUGAAACAUCGCUUGAAACCAGCGGCGGAUCAUGGAGGAAGAUCCGGGAGGUCCGGGUCCUGCCGAAAAUUUUCAACUUGUUAAGAAAUUUUAAACUAGUUUUAAUUUUAAAGUAGCAACCCCUCACUGCAUACUCCCUCCGGGCCGGAAUGAUUGAUGAUUUUUAGAGUGAUUGCAUAACUUUUUCAUAUGAGAAAGGCAAAAAUGUACCAUAGUCCAAAAAAGUCAAGCUUUGUCAAAAAAAAUUUUUAGAAGUUUCAUCAAAUCUCAAUGUUUCAUGCAUCUAAAAAUCAUUUGGCAUCAAAAAUACGAAUUUGUUUUUGAAAGGGGAGCUUUGAGAAUUUUUCAUUUCAGUUUAUAUGGGAAUUUGCUGUGUGGUCGCAUCCUUCAACCCAUAGCUCCGGAACCGGAAGUCCAAUCAAUAAAAAAAUCAAUAGCACCCGAUGGGAAGAUUGUACCUUUAAUUUGAGACUAAGUUUGUGCAAAUCGGUCCAGCCAUCUCUGAGAAACAGAGGUACACACAUACAUACACACACAAACAUUUUUCGAUCUCGAGGAACUGAAUCGAUUGGCAUAUGACACUCGGCACUCCGGGUCGGGAUUAGAUUGACGAAUUUUAGAGUGAAUGAGAAAGGCAAAAACAUGUUUAGCAAAUAUUGAAAGUUAUGUAAUUUUUUGGUGAAUAGUUCUAUGUUCAAUAGCUCUUAAAUCAAUUUUAUCUUCGUUUCCUAUUAAAUAAAGACCCUUAUUACAGUACAUCUCUACGAAAUCGAGCUCAAUUUGAAAAGAAAUCUGAGGAUUAUGAUUGAGUACAGAACUCUGGAAUUUUCUAUCGGAAUGUUUUCAGGCAGGAAUUUGAUAUUGAUGCCAAAUUUAGUGCCAAAUUGUUUAGUGUUCACACACGACGUGUGACUUUUUGGAUUUUAGUGUCUAACUAGUGCUAAUUUGGGUACUAGCUUAGCUACAUCGUCUAACUAGACACCCAGUUGGUGCUAGUUACUGACGAGGAGAAUCCGAAACACUAAAACAAAAAACCGUACUUUAUGUAAGGUAUGUGCCCUUAUGCACAAAAAAAUUUGGCAUCGUCCAAAAUUUUCCCUUUGGGGAUUUGCAUAAUUUCAGGCGUUUGGGUCUUCAAACCACAAGACAGUUUCGGUUCAUAUUCUUCGUCGGCAAACAGAACUUCUGUGCUUACUAUCGAGACAUCACUCGGUAUAAGCCAGUUGUUUAGUGUUCACACAAGACGUGUGACUUUUUGGAUUUUAGUGUCUAACUAGUGCUAAUUUGGGUACUAGCUUAAAUACAUCGUCUAACUAGACACCCAGUUGGUGCUAGUUACUGACGAGGAGAAUCCGAAACACUAAAACAAAAAAACCGUACUUGAUAUUGAUGCUAUUAGACAACUGUGAAAUCAAGACCAAUAGAUCAGUUACAUAUCAGGACCCCAUUCCGAUAAUUUAUCAAAAGUCCUCAUGAUGUUUACAACAACAGGUUAUCAAUUUACGGAUCAGAUAAUUCUUAUUGUAAUAUUGAGUUAACCCAGUCAGCAUGAAUAAAUUUUUAACUUCAAUCCAAUUUUUUUUGUUGGGAGGGGAGGUGUAUGGUGUUAAACCCCAAAACCUUCUCUUGGCUACGUUGGUGCUUGGAGUUAUUUAUUUCGUUUUUUAUUUUCCGAGAUAUGUUUCAGAUCGAUCCGAUGGUUAUAAGUUAGAAAAAUUGCAGUCAGAAGGUUCGCGCAAAUGAACAUUUUUGCACUGAUAAGUUAUCAAGUUCCUUCCUUGGAAUUGUUCGGUGAUUAUUUCUAGCAGUUGUAGAUAGAAAAAUGAAACACAAAAUUCGUUUAAUCGAAAUAAUGUUUGGCUUAUUUAUAUGGAUUAUUACUUUUUUGAGCAAUAACGUUAAACAGCACAUCAUUUGAUAAAAUAAUUUUGACGCUAUAUCGUCCUAGAAGUAUUUAUGGCGAAUUUACUCAGGUUAAUAUUCAUGUCUACAAUAAAGUCUCAACAAAUUCGCUAAAGACACGAAUACUGUUGCUAUUUUCUAAAAAAUCAAUUCUGCAUAAUUUCUUGAGCAUGUUUUCCUUAUCAUGAAGAUGGAAAUAUGCAAAAAUAAAAAGUUCAUCUUUUUUAAAUAUUACGCUAGUAAACCCCUUUAAAGUAAAUUUAUAUUAAAUAAUAAGAAAUAGUUAUCAGACUACAUCAAGGGACGGGAACGAUAUUUUAACAGCUUCAGUUUAUUAUAAAGAAAAAUAAAAUUGCCCGACUUAGUCAAUGUCCCCAUUUUAUCAGCCAAAAAUACACCAUGAGACUGAUAAAACGGGUCUUUAUUGUAUGUAAUAUUCACUGUGUUCCACAUUAAUAGAUACAUUCCAUUUUUGGGGAUUUUUUUAUUACAUCGAACUACAGCAAUUUUUAGGUAGGUUUCUAGCGGUUAUUUUAUCUUCCAAAAUUUGGCGUACCUAUUCCAAUUCGUAUACCAAUUAAUUGCUAUACUUAAGGGUUUAUAAGCAGAUAGAGAAAAUACCGAAAUUUUCAGCUUUUUUCGUGCACAAUAUUACAAAAGCUUAUUGAACAUUGAACACUCAUAAAUUUGUGAAAAUUAUAAACUAUUUGAAAUUUUUAAUAGUUUUAUUUUUUAAUAAACCGUGAUUUUUUAAUAAAUAGUGACCGUCGCUUCACAACGCGGUAUAUUUUUCAUGGCUUGCGGUGAGACGGUCUCUCUAAUUGCUGAACUGAAAAUUAUGGAAUAGAAGUUAAUUUUUAGUAUUCCUUAUUCGCCGGGCAAAUGGCUCUGAAUGAGACCCGCUGGCGCCUUGAUGCUAUUUCGCUAGAUUUGCAGAGCAUUGUGCACCCAGUUCAUUAACGCAAGUGACGGAAGGUUAUCGAAAAGUUUUGUGAAAAUGAAAAUUCCAGUAAUGAUGAUGAUUUUCCCAAACGGUUCGGUUUCGAGAGGUUUCUAUUUGUUCUUUGGCAUUAGGAUUAGCGAUAAUAAUUCAAAUCAAGGAUACUACCGGGAAGUCACUUUUAGAAAAAGUCGAUGUCGAAGUAAAGUUUGAACUAUGCACGCAUGCACUUCAGAGGUAGCGUGAUAUCAGGAGCUGCGAUUUCAUUUCUUAGUUCUCAGUCGCGUUGAAAAUUUGAGUAAAGUAUAAACUUCAAAUCGAUUAAAAAAAAUUUCGAUUUUUUUGGCUCAGCACAAUAUAUAAUCCCUUUAGGAAAAUUCAGUUUUCUCACCACAAUGCGAGGGGAGGAAUUUGAAUAUUUUAUUAACAGUGCAUUAGCAAUAAUUUGUUUGUAUGUCUAUUUUAUGGGCCAUUUUUUCGCUUUCCCAUUGAUUUGGUUUGAGAUUUCUAGCACUGAUAUUGUCCUAUGCUGAUUUGAGCGAUUCUCUGAGUCCUGCCACUAUCCCAUGUAGUAUGUGUUAUCAAAAACAUCGCGAAGCAUCAAGUUCUAAAUGUUAUCAAACGAUAUAAUAUUCGAAGAGAGUGGUAAGAGUUAUAAGAAAUGUCUCAUCACAUUGUUAGGUGGAUUAAAAGCGUUUUUAUAAUAAAAAGUUACUAUUUUGUGUAUUUUUUAAACUAUUGUUUACUAAAAUGAAUUAUGAAGGUGUUCUGCACUACUUUUUCGAAUUAAAAAAUACCACAUAUACUAUUUUUAGUACCUAACAACAUGAUCGAAAAAAAACACCCGCCAUUUGCAAAUAUAACAUUAUCAAAGUAUAAUAAAUGUAAGCGCGGUAAGCAAGGGUGGUACACCUAUAUUCAGUCUAAAACUUUGAAUUCAAUGCGAUGACAUAUACAUAAUUAUACAUCAAGCGAUUGCAAUUAAGACAGGCUACAGUUUAUGAAGAAAGUUUUUUGAACUUCUUCGAUAAAUUAUAGCCUGCCUUAAUUUCAAUCAAUUGAUGUAUCAAUAUUUACAUGUCAUCGCAUUGAAUUCAAAGUUAUAGGCUGAAUAUCUAUUUGUCACGGUUGGUUUUCGCGCUUCCAUUUAUUAUCUUUUGAUAAUGCGACAAAACCUGCAACAGGCGUUUUGGUUCAUGUGGAAUCGCCGCAUCGCAAGCUAUUUACGCCUUCAAUCCGUUGUUCGAAACCCGUACGUAGCGACGUUCGGCGUGCAAUAACUAAGUUGCAGAUGGCGGGCCAUUUUUUUUUCUCGGCAGCAGGUUGUUAGGUACUAAAAAUAGUACAUGUGGCAUUUUUUCAACAAAAACCAGGCGCAGAACAUUAUUAUUAUUAUUACUGUUUAUUGUUAGACUUUAACCCCGAGGUUGUUUCGCCUAGCAGGCGCAGAGCAUUUUUUAUUUUGUUUUUGUAAACAAUUUUUUAAAAAAUAUACAAAAUCAACUUUUCGGAUCGCAAAAAAAUACGAAUAAUUUGAGCGACCGAAAUUAAGAAUCGCAAGGAUAUAACAUGCUUCCAAAACCCGUUUCAAACAUAUUAGAAUAUAAAAAUCGGAAAUAAACUUCAAGCAUAAAAAUCGGACAGAAAUCCUUCAGCAUAAGAAUCGCUUAAAAAGUUCUCACCCAUAAAACUCGGCAAGGGUGAACCUCCAGUAUAGAAAGCGUUUAAAAAUAAUUAAAUCGCUCAGAGGAGUAUCCGUAUAUUUUGAUGUUCAAGAUUAAAAGUCUGCUAACAAUAAAAAUCGGAUGUAUUUCUUUCCGGUUUUUUACUGAAAGUUUUUUUACCCGACUCUUACAAAGGAAUGUCCCAGUCCGAUUUUUAUGCUUGAAGUUUAUAUCCGGUUUUUAUAUUCUAAUAUAUUUGAAACAGGUUUUAUGAAGCAUGUUCUGUCUUUGCGACUUUUAUUUUCGGUCGCUCAUUUGUGACUCACAACAAUUUCAUUGCUGGUUAAUUCGUUAAAAUCGGUCAAUUAGGUCGCCCGUAGUAUUUAAUUCUUUAAAAAUGAACGGACCAAAUUUCAAAUGUCAAUAUCAUGGUAAAAAAAAUUUUUUUGCCACCUCAUCUGGAUUUAUAUUUGCAACGCCAAAUUCUACCAAAAAAUGUAUCUUCCAUCGAAAUUGCGCUAGCACCUAAUUUGGGUGGCCCACUUGAGAAAUAUUGUGCUAAACUUUGCAUAAUUUUAAUAUGACUAAAUUUUUACUAAACCCUGUGAUCAGGAACCGAUUCUUAAGAUCUGGGGUGGCAUAACGCAUCUCGAUUCGAUCAAAAUUCUAUCGAAUCGAGAUGCGUAAUGUAUGUAUUUCGAACCGAGCUCGAAAGUAAAUUUUCGUUCGAGUUCGAUCGAAGAAGUACUAGAUUAUCGAGAAGUGUUGGCAUUAUGGAACCAUAACAAUCGAACUCGAAAGCGACUCGAGUCGAACGUAUUUGCUCGAUAGUUUUAUUGCUAUCGACUAUCGUUCGAGAUUAUGAUUUGUGUAUUUAUUUCAUGUUAUUUUUUAAAUUGGUUAACAAUCGGAAUACUUAGAGGAUAUAAAAUCACCAAAAGGUGUAAAAAGAUCCCGCGUACUUUGAACUACUUUAUGUUAGGGUGAUGAGUCCAUUAUCGCUAUGUUUCUAUUAUCACGCUACCCAUUUGAAGCCGUUGGUUAGAGCAGUGUCUGCCAUCUUUGUUCAACGCAUUGAGUCAAAUGGUAGCGCAACAAUGGGGGCACUCGAUUCGUGUUUUCGUUGCGCUCAAACACACUAAUUUCACUGUUUUCAGCGCAUGUAUGUUAUUAUCUUGGUACUUAACAACGAAGCAAAGCUGUUGAUGCCAGUUUUUACGCAUUCCAUUAUUUGUAGGCCGAGUAUUUAAUGAUUCAGUGAGACGCCCUCCUUAGUAUGGUGAAAAUAGGCACUUCACCCUAUAUCUAUUUUCAUCAUCAGGAACAUCCUUUUUUGUAAAAAGUAAUACUAAAUAUUGAUAGUAAAUUAUUUUACACCAAGUAAUAAUAAAAAGUGUUCAAACAAAUCGAUUGAGCAAAGUGAAAACACUUUGACUUGUCUAAUCGCUCUUUGAUAGAUAGGGUGAUGAGCCCAUUAUCGCUAUGUUUCUAUUAUCACGCUACCCAUUAGAAGCCGUUGGUUAGAGCAGUGUCUGCCAUCUUUGUUUAACGCAUUGAGCCAAAUGGUAGCGCAACAAUAGGGGCACUCGGUUCGUGUUUUCAUUGCGUUCAAACACGAGAAUUUCGCUGUUUUCAGUGCAUGUAUGUUAUUAUCUUGGUACUUAACAACGAAGCAAAGCUGUUGAUGCCAAUUUGUUCGCAUUCCAUUGUUUGUAGGCCGAGUAAUUAAUGAAUCAGUGCGGCGCCCUCCUUAGUAUGGUGAAAAUAGGCACUUCACCCUAUAUAGAAUCACAAUCAUUCUUGAUUUCAAAGUGGUGAUUUACACAAUUUUAUAUUCGAAUUGAUGCAUUUGUUUCCGGCUAUACCUCAAUUGUUUUCAUUAUCACAAGAAUGUAGCCUUGAAUUCAAUGCCAUAAUGUGCGUUUUAUACACCAACGAAUUUAAACAGAAUUAUGUGUUAUAUCGUUAUUUCUAUUAAAUGCAUGAAAAUUCAAAAUAUUAUCUUAUAUAGCAAAGAACUUUGAAUCAAAUUGGAUUGCUAACAAAUUUGAAUGCAUCAACCGAUUAAAAAUUAUACCAUCUACAAUUUCUGGAAGCACUAAAUUUUAUAAUCUUUAUUUUGAUUGUGUUCUAUCAUUCUCCCUGCCUCUAGUUGUGUGCUAUAUCUUUAACAAAAUAAUUACUUAACAGGUACACGGAAACUCCGCAAACACAAAAACGAAUUUUUGUCUUGACUAUUUCAACUAAAAAUGGCUAUUUCAACAAACUAGUUUUUUGAUUUUUGCGUCAUCAAUUACUGAAAAUAUUAUAUCUUUUGGAAGCUAUUAGUUUCCUGAAAAAACACUGAAAACAAAAAUUUUAAUUCAAAAUUAGCCAUUUUUAUUGAAAAGGGCAGUUUGUUCGCUAUGAUUAUUUUCCAAAAAUUUUGAAGCUAAUAUAAAAGCGACUUCGAAGUUGUGUUGUUUUAAACAAUUAUUUUUGAUGUGUCAAUUUAGUUGUUAUAUAUGUUAUUUAAUCUAAGUAUAAUUGUGAAUAACUCAUUCUGCAGAUAAUAAAUUCCAUCAUGCGCCUGAGGUCCAAAUAAGAGACACCAGCUAGGCAUUUCGAUGUUUCGGUGCUCCAUCUUAAACAGCGAGAUAUAUUAAAAUUUUGUGGUAGGAAGUUCAAGAAUAUAGUUAUAUCAAAUUAAAAUAAUGCCCAAGCAUUGAAAAGAGGUGGUGAGGGUGAGUGACGUGAAUAAAUUAUGAACAUGUUUGGGUCAAUUUCUUUACCACUAUCACUAUUUUUAUUCUGUGAAUUUGACGCCCAUCAGAAAAAACAAAACAAAGUGCAAUUUUGUUUACACUGAAAAAAAAUCUUAGGUGGAAUAAAAAUUAUCAUACAAUGAAUGAAAUCAUUACUCGUUUUCUGCAACAAAGCAUUUUCGUGCAUUGUAAACAGUUCGUUUCGUUUAUUUCACGAACUGAAAAAAUGGCAUCUUGAUGAACGAAACGUUGAGUAAUGUUACAUAUUUAAUGUACGGGUCAUUCCACGGCAGAUUUACAACCACAAUUUUAAUUCCUUCCAAAAAAUUUUCUUGCCUUCUUAGCACAAAAUAAAUGACAUCUAUUUUUUGUUUUGGCUGCAUACGAUAGAUUUUUUUUAAGUUAUGAGUUUUUGAAUUUUACGAAACCACUCGGAAACUCUUCGUUGUACGGAAAAAAAUAUUAAAUAAUAAAAAGUUUUCGUUUUCAAAUGAGCUCACCAAUAAAAAUCUGAUAUAGAUUUUUUGUUAUUUUUUUUUUAAAUACCCUCCACUAUCCCCCACACCAAGAAACUCGCACAGAGAUUCCCCUGGUAAUGGACACAACAAUAAUAAAAACAAAACAGAAAUACGCGGAGAUAUAAACUACAGCAAAAAAAAUGAACAAAGUGAAACCCCAGUGGAAUCAAGUUCCUUUGAAGGGAUUCACAAAGCUUAUUUGAAUUCUAAAUACUAAAUUUAUAACUAAGUGAUAACGUUUGUGGUUACGAGCAAAUACGAAAAUUAGAAUAGGCUAAAUAAUAUUAAAAGAAUAAAAAGUAGGAAAAAACUAGCAGGAGCCAGAAAAACCUACACACUUAGAUGGUUGACACACUUACAAGAUAUAUUCGUUUACGUUUCGUAUCAUAUGCUGCUUAAGCUUGCUUUUAAAGAAGAUGUUAUUUGUUACGGUUUUCGAGGCAAUAGGAAGUGCGUUAAAUUUGGAAGGUCCGUGGAUUGAGAUGCGCGUUAAACCUAAGUUUGUGAAUGCACUGCUUCUCAGUAGCUCGUUUGCGCUUCUAGUAUUCGGAAGGUUUACUCUAGCUGAGAAUACAAUGUUGUGAUGAAAUUUUGGGUUGUUUAAAAUAUUAUGUACAUAAAUAAUAGUUUGAGUAUCUCGUAAACCAACAACGGGGAUAAUUCUGUGGCGUAAACUGGUAUAUAACAAAACCGUUGAGAAUAAGGGAGGCAAAUUAAAGAUUACUUUGAUACAUCUAUUUUGCAAUAUUUGAAUCCUUUUCAGUUUCGAUUUGGCAGCGUGACCCCAGACGACAAUCAAAUAUUGAUUGAUUGAGUGAAUGCAUGCAUAAUAGAAUUGCAAUAGUGCAUCUUUGGGAACAAAACAACGUACUCUUUUCAUAAGACCACAUAGUGAUGAGAUUUUGUUGGCAACAUGUUGAAUGUGUAUGUCCCAUGAAAGGCAUGAGUCUAAAUGAAGUCCUAAGUAUUGGAAUGAUGAAACUUUUUCGAUCAGUAAUGUUCCGACGAAUGGAUCGGAAGGCGGCAAAAAAAAUUUCCGUGGCGAGUGAAAUAUCAUAUAUUUUGUUUUUGUCAGAUUCAGUGAGAGGUUAUUGCCGUUAAAAUAUUCGAUGAGGCUCGCUAGAUCGGAUUCGAUGUAUUUGAUGAUUGGCUGAACAUUGGAAUGGGGAUAGAACAAUGCUGUGUCAUCAGCAAAAAGUCUUGGAGUCCCAUGCAGUUUCAAAUUACCUAAGUCAUUGAUGAAAAUCAAGAACAGCAGAGGACCUAUGUUACUCCCUUGUGGAACUCCUAUGUCAAUCGGUCGUAGAGUGCUGCGGGCACCAUUUAUUACCACAAAUUGCUUUCGAUCUGUUAGAUAACUUCUAAUCAAUUCAUUGGCAACACCUCUUAUCCCAUAUCGGUCGAGCUUUUCUAAUAAGAUUCUGUGGUUUAUUGUAUCGAAUGCUUUCUUAAGGUCGAUGAAUAAGCCCCCCACGACCUUUUUUUGGUCAAUUUCACGGAUUAGCUCAUCAGUGAGUCCAGUAAUAGCAGUCGCCGUUCCACAACCUUCCCGGAAACCAUAUUGGAAUUUAUAAAGAACAUCGUUCGCACGUAAAAGCUAACAAGCCGAUUUGUUAAAAGCUUUUCUAAAAUUUUAUUCAGCAUCGACAAUGUUGAAAUUGGGCGAUAAUUUGAAGGGUUGUAAGAAUCACCGGAUUUGAAUAUGGGCGUAACUUUAGCAAUUUUCAAAACGUUAGGAUAUGACCCCGUAACUAUUAUGCGAUUGAAUAGUUUAGUAAUAAUCACAGAGAGCGGUCCUAUAUUGGCUUUCAUUAGAUCUGCUGAUAUGUUAUCAUGACCCCUGCUUUUUUUAACAUCAAGCUGACUAAUGAGGAUUCCAACUUCACUAACACUAGCAGGCUUCAGAAAAAUAGAACUGCUAACAGACUUAACUGGCUUCAGAAAAUCAAAUUUGUUUUUUGGGAGUUUGUCAGCUAGAUUGUUCCCGAUCGUGGCGAAAAAGCUAUUAAAUACUUCAGCAACAUGUAGAUCAGAGUCGAUAAUGCAACCAUCCUUUUUUAGUUUUAUUGGUUCAUUUGUUUUGGUACGACCAAAAACUUCAUUCAUUUUUUUCCACACGUUUGAAUGACUAGAAGUUUUUAGUAUAUUCUCAUAAUAUUCACAUUUGCAUCGCUUUUUGGCGGUUUUAACUUUAUUUGAAACGUGUUUCAACAUUUCAGCAGCUUGCGCAUCAUUAGGAUUACGUUUAGCUUUAUCAAGGUAAUUAUUUUUUAUUUGUAUCAAUCUUUUUUAACAUUAACAUUUUUCGUAAAAGUUUUGGUGCAGUCAACCAGUAGGUUGUUAUAGGUUGUAAUGAGAGUAUUUAAGGUAGCUUCAACAUCAUCAGUAGUUUGAAAAUUGUUCAAGAAUCUGGAGAAUUGGUUUUGCAGCCUAGCACGAUCGACAAUGGUCAUUCUUAACUCUUGUUGUUUCUUUCCUUUACAAAUAGGGAGAGACGAAAUAAUAGGAAGAUGAUCGCUAAUAUCGCUAAAAACUGUGUAAUUAUGCAAUUGUGAAGCAAAAUCUAUGGGGCAAAUGAAAUGAUCUAAAAUAUUAUUGCUAGUUGGCCGUGUUGCGAAAGUAUUUGUGCAAACAUAACUAUAUGAUUCUAAUAACUGUUUGUAUCUAACUACUAUGUUAUUAUUGUGAAGAUUGAUUGGGACGUUCACAUCACCCGCUAUGAAGUAUGGUUUAGUCGGGGUAGCAUUAGAUAACCAAUUUUCUAAUAUAUUCUGAAACGAGUUGUAGUCGAAUGAUGGGGGUCGAUAAACACCAAUAACGUUAUACAGAUGGCUCCGAAGUUUUAUUUCUAAAUGGAUGUAAUGCAAACCAUCGAUUGUUUGGUUAUCUAUCAAUCUGCUUUCCAGAGAACUUCUUACAAACACUGCUAAACCUCCUGUCGAGUUACUACGGCAAGAGAAAAAGGGACGAUAGCCAGGGAUGUUAUAAACACAACAGUUAUCCUUCUUAACCCAAGUCUCACCGAUAACAAUAACAUCAAUACCUAGUUUACAUUCAUUUACAAAGUAAAUCAACUCAUCAAACUUUUCAUAAACAUUAAUUCCUCUAACAUUCCACUGAACAAUAUUCAAAAGAUUCGUGUCAUUUAAAUCACAUUUUUUAUUAAAUUCGUGUAAGUUAUCAUAAAAUUUAUUUAAUAUUGUAUUGGGUGUAAAAUCCAUUUUAAUUUGAUUGAUUUCAUAGAAUUAAAAGAAAAAAACUUAUUGUGUGCUUUUCUUCCGCUUAGGCGAUGGAGAAUGCACAGAAGUUGACGGGCCCUCAGGUGUACACAGUGGUUUCAAAAAAAAUCUCUUCACACGACUGAGAUCUUCUCGAGUUUUUACCAUCUCGGGCUUAGUAUUAUCAUCUUUUUUUACUAGUAUAACACCACCCCUUCCCGCCCAAAUAUACUUCACGUUUAGCGAUUCUUGGGACUCUCUUUGAGCAAUUCCAGAGACAGCGGAGUCAAUUCAUCGCGCAAGGUCACAUUCAUAGCUCUUCCGUUAACACCAAACUUGUCAUCAAUCAAGGUCGAUGAUAAUUUACCAAAUUGUUUCUUCUUGGCAAAAACAGCCUCUUUUGAAUCUUUAUUAGAAAACACAAUUCUGAUUGGAGCCAAGCCAUUGUUCGGUUUACCACUGACAAAAAUCCGCUCAGCAGAUACUACUAAUCCCGCAUUUUCUCUCAACCCUACACAGAGCAGCAGUUUAUUAAUAAGUUGGGGCACAUUUUCACCUGAGACUGUAGGAAUACCCCAAACGACAGCAUUAUUACCCAAGACAGCUUUGUCCGAUUUGUCGACAUUAGCUUCCAACUUAUUAACAGUAACCUCUAGUUGAUUUUUUGAUUUUUUCAAGCGAUCUAUGUCGGCUUUGAGAUUCUCGUUUUCUAAUCUGAGAUCCUUAAAGUCAGUAACUAUUUCAUCAAAUUUAUCGGAAAGGAAAGCCUGGGAUUUUUCGAUAGUGGUAGUAAUCUGCUUAACUUCGGUUGUAACCGCUUGUAUUUCCUUAGCUACUGUUUCAGAAAUGGUUGCUUUCAUUGCAGCAGCAAGAGAAGAAAUCAAUGCACGACUACUAUUUUGCAUUGUUACAAUUCGUUGGUAGAUUGCUGACCAAUCUGGCGAACAAAAAUAAUUCGUUUCCCUCAAACGACGUACCGCAUAUCCUACAAUAUUUUUGCAUUUAAAAUGAGCACUCGAGAAACAGUACAUGCAAGUUAAAAUUUUCGAACUAUCGGACUCCUUUUUAUUACAAAUCGAGCAGCCAAAUUCAUCAUCGUUAUCCAUCGUAAUCGGUUCAGGGGAGCAAGUUGAAGCAGACUAUUUAAUGAGACAGAAAGGUAAACAAAUAAACAAUAUAUUGGCAACACACACUAGAGCAAAUCUAUUUAAACCACAAAAAAUAGUCAAUCGCUAAACAGAGUCAAUGGAGAUGUAGUACUAGAGCAACAGUAGUUAGGUGUAGCCAAAGGUUCCGUGUUCAAAAAAACCGUCAUAGGAGUGUGUGAAUGUGUGCAGUUAACGACAACAGUGUCAACGAUACCGUAUGGAGUUUGAGUUCCCACAGCUACUCAACAAACGAACGUUGAAGUUUGUUUUCCAGCCUACCAGACUAAAUCCACUCAACCACAACCAAAACGAUUUGCUCGUUAAGUAGCCGUUUGGGCGGCAAUGGAGAUCACAAAUAUGUAUGGUGCUGUUGUUACGGAACCACAAUGUGUACCGGAUUGUCUUCAGACUUUGUUCUACGUUUAUCAACUAACCGUUUGGGCAGUAGAAGACACGAAAAGAACUAUCGCAUGAAUCAAUCGAUAUAACAAGGUGUAUCUAUAGGUGUACUCACAGUUACCUUCUUCUCAGAGUUUUUAAUAGUAGAGUUGCGUAAAGAGGAUCGGCAACAUUGGAUCAAUCAUUGGUUUUUUAUUAAUUUUGGCAAUCUUUUAUUUUUAGUUAAAAUUCACAUGACUUCUCCCGAACGUUCUAGUUAAAAGUGAAUUUUGUGUAUUUCAUAGUUUAAAAUGAAGUGUUCAGUUUUAUUUUGUAAAAAUCAAUACGAUAAAAAGCAUCGUAUAAAGAAUUUAAGCUUUUUCCGGUUCCCGUCUGAUCCGCAAAUAAGAUCGAAAUGGAUUGAUUUUUGCCGCUUGCCCUCAGAUUUGGAAGUGACAGAAAACAGUCGAAUUUGCAGCGUAAGAUAAAUUUAAAUAAGUAUAUAUAUAUACAAGUAGAAUGCAUACCCAAAUUUGUGAAAAUUUUAGCUGCACUUUAACUAUGAGAAAGACCUUUAUAUUUCCACUGUCGGUGGAAGAUUAUUGACACUACCCAAAGCUGUUCCGGUGUUUGAAAUAGUACCAAACUUAAAUAUCAGUUCACACGACGACGAUGAUUUUCGUGUCAGUGUGGUCAUAUUGCCGAAUGAAUUUGUCAUUUUUACAAUUUAUAUGCCACUGCAGGAUUCCAACAAUAACAUUGCUACUCAAGCAGUACCGGGGUUUGUGGCUGCAAAUUCAAUUGCUAUAGAGGGCAGAUCCAAUGAGCCAAUUGAAUCGACUGUCCGUUCAGUCGGGAAGGUGGAUUCCAUGUCAGAAGAACAACAAAAGCUGGCAUAUCCACGGUAACAAUCAGGAUUCAAUAGACAUUCCGCAGAAAAUAGUGGCACGUCGUUAAUUUCUUUUUGUUUUAGUUUCAGGCUCGUUCGAACUAUCCGUCGACUACGACGGAAAAAUGAACAAAAGAAUAAAACUAUUAAGCUUCUUCGACAAGAACUAAAACGCUCAGAAUCAAACCUUGCCAAAGCUACCAGAAGCGACGCGAAACUGAAAAUAUUUAAUCCCGAGCAAGUAAGAUUAUUGCGGGAUGAUUUGGUACGGGUUCAAAAGUGGACCAACGAAUCGAUGCUCGAAAGUUUCGAAAUGCGUUUUGCUUGUGGUACGAAAGGUUACAAUUUCCUUCGGAACAAAAAGCACUAUCCUCUACCAUCGAUUCGGACACAGCAGCUACAUUUGCAACACUUGCAUUUCGACACUGGAAUACUGCAUGAGGUUCUUGAGCUAUUGCGUAGUAAAGUAGAUUGCAUGUCAAUCGCAGAUCGUGACUGCGGUGUCGUCCUUGAUGAAAUGUCGAUAGACCAAAGUCUAUCGUUUUGCAAUAACAAUAAAAAAAUGUUUGGGAAUACGACGAUCCCGGGUCAGAAUGGAAAAGCGACCCAUGGGUUAGUGGUUAUGCUAGUCGGCAUUCACAGUCGGUGGAAGCUGGUAGUUUCUUACCAUUUCACCGGCAAUACUAUACCAGACGAUUUUCAAAAGAGCCUAGUAAUUAAUGUAAUCCGGCUCGUCGAAGAGAUGGGGCUAAAGGUUCACUUUGUCACAACAGAUUGUGGACCAAAUAAUAUCCGUAUGUGGAACAAUUUUGGCCUGAAGUAUACGAAAGACCAAGUGUUGAAUAGCACGGCACAAAUUCAUCCAAUCCGGUUAUGCGAUAAAAUUGAAGUGAUACCUGAUACAACUCACGUUUUUAAAAGUUGCGUGCAGGGAUGGGUUAAAAACAAAAUUAUUUAUCUCCCAGAAGAAAUCGUAAAUGAAAACGGCUUGAUUUCGAAUGUAGAGAGUAUUUUUCAUUUGAAGGAAUUGGUUGACUUUGAAGUUGGAAAAGGCCUUAAAAUGGCAUCUCGCCUAACUUGCAGAGAUGUGGAUUUUUCUGAUAGUAACCAACUUGAUGCUAUGAAGGUUGGCAAUUCAUACAAGCUUGUUAACCACAAUGUAGCUGCAGCUCUGCGGUUCAUGAGCGCAGAAAUGAAUCAACCUGAACUUCUGACGACCGCAUUUUUCGUCGAAUGUGUUUGGAGAUGGUUCAAAGUGAUGACAUCAAGAAAAUUUGAUUUAGCUCUUAGUCUAAAAGAUAUGGAAGUUUACAAUCAAACAAUAGGCUUCCUCAAAUUUUAUGUUGGCUUCAUAUACGCAUGCAAGGUCGGUGAAGCGAAAAGGUGGAAACCGUGGCAAGCAUCCACUAUUCUUUGCACGAAUUCAAUUGUACGGCUGCAAAAACAUUUUUUGGUCGACGAGCAGUAUCCGUACCUAUUCACAGCACGUUUUACACAAGAUUGUGUAGAAAAUAUUUUCUCGCUGUUGAGGUUUAAGCAAAAACGACCCACGGCUUUGCAAUUUAAGGACAACCUGAAGUUGCUUGCAAUUUCGCGGUUCAUGGCAGCAAUACCUUCCUCGUCAUAUGAAACAGAUGACAGGAAGUGGUUGUUGAACUUGACAAAAAGCGGAAGAAACAAGGAACAUAAGCCGCAAAGAACAUCAACCGAUGCUAACGAGGUAAGACAGAAAAAAUAUGCAAUGUUAAACAAGAGUUGUUUUAUACCGUUACCAAAAUCUUGUUUCUUUGAUUUACAGGAGACUGAUUUUAUCGAAUUCGAAUUCACCGAAGAAGUUUUCGACGACCGAGUAUUCGAUAAUGCAGAACGGAACCUGAUUUACCAUAUAGCCGGAUACAUCAUGAAAAGUGUCUAGAAAAAUUAUGCGUCGUGUGAGACUUGUGUUUCUCCUUGCUUCAGUGAAUGUCCAUAUGCAAAAAAAAUUACUAAGUACACAAUUCUUAAAGAUUACACCGGCGAGGCGCUAUUGUAUGUGACAGAACCGGUAUAUAUGUUUUUUGUUGCUCUGGAGCGAAUCUUUCGAGAUAAUGUAGCAAGCUUAAUGCAAAGCAACGACAAUAUUGCCUCAAAAUUUAUUACAUUCAUGAGAGCAGUACGAAUUAAUAUCUUUGAAGAAGACUGCCACGAUAUUAGAAAUAAGAUAAUUGACCGCUUCGUAACAUUUCGACUACGAAUUCAUCAGCCGUACAAAACUCGAUCGAACAAAUAUGAUAGUCGCUCGAUGGCAGUUUAAAGUUUUAUAUCCAAUCCAUUGAAACUCGAGCAUUGUUAUUCUUGGUGUCCGAUAGGUAGACAUUUUGAGUGUUGGAUAAGUAGAUUUGCUUCAGUCUUUGCGCAACUGUUCUUUAUAAACUGUGCUUCUACUCAAUACGCAAUGUAUUCGCUUACUGGGUUCCUUCACACCAACACAGCAACAACAACACAGCAGUAACAGCAAGCCAAGGCUUGGUUAAAAAUUAUAGCACAACAAUAGACUCUUCUUGAACACGAAUGCGGUGGCAUAUAUAUAUAUUUUAUUUUGCAAUUAGUGGUCAUUCAGACCCUUCUCCACCACAAACUCCACUCAGCUAUUAACAAACACGUUAUUGUCUAUCCCGAGAUAAACUAGCAUUUCGUCGAUUUGUUACUAUAUGUGACACAAAUGAGUGCGAACGAAACAAAAAUAAACAUCAAACCGUUUUUUCGCUUGCACUAAUGCAAAGUGAACAUGCGCGUAAUUCGGCGCACGGCUUGGUGGCGCAUGGCUGAAACGUCACGAUGUGGAUUUUAGAAAAGAUUCGCAAUAUCACUGAUCUAAAUUACACUUAAUCAAGAAUAAAAUAACUAAAAAAACACUAUUAAUUCGAAGUAAAUCGCGGACUGUAUGAAAUUAGUGUCAACCAGAAACAACAGUGUUGCCAGGACACCAGCUGUUAUUUAUGUUAUGAAUUCUGCAAAUUUUAGAAGAAAAUUUAAAAAAAACAAGCUUGGACUAAAAAGUUUUUUAUUCUAUGACAACAUUUAUAAUUAUAUUGAGAACUUUAUUACUUUAUGAGAUUUUUCAAUUAAAGCGUGCCCAUAACAUGGCGUUUAAUGUAAAAUUGCCCCUUUUAAUGUUAUAAUUGUAAUAUCUUGUAAAACAUUUUAAGAUCUAAUAAGCAAGAAGAAUUGAUCGAAAUUUUAAACAAAUAAUUUUUUUUAUAAUAAUUGCGGAAUAUAGAAGUUGUAAAAAAAUCUCAAUUUUUCCGGCAAGCUCAUGCGAAAAUGCAAGUUUUUAUAUUCAAUAUUUUUUUCAUUUUUUGAAGUAAAUAUUAUAUUCAGCCAUAACAAAAAUACCUGUCAAAUAUUUUAGCUAAAGAAUUAAAAAAAAUGGGAUUGAACUAAAAUUUUAUUUGUAAAUCUGACGUUGAUUGGCUCGUACGAUGCAUGAAAGUUGUCAUCGAUAUCCAAACUAUUUUUCGUGAAUGGAACGAAAUGAUUCGUUCUUUUAUAAAUUGCUUUAUAGAGUACCCCUAUUGAGUACUAGAAAAAAUAUUAUAUUUGCGAAACUUAUCCAUAUAUUUUGAUAACAAGCAACAAAUUUAAAUGAAAACUAAAUAAAUGAAAACAAUUCCUAUAUUUUACCAAAGUUGGUUUUAUGAAACUUAUUCGUAGCAGAAUUAAAAAUAUAUUUUCUCAGUGUAUACUCUUAUUUGACAGUUUGCGCUCGAACAGGCAAUCGAAAUCUAGUACCGCAAGUUAACAAGCUCGAACGCUUGGUCGAAUGCGAUACGUAAUGCCGCAAUUUAGUCGAAACGACUUCAAAACGUUUCGAAUCGAGUCACUCGAAUCGAGAUGCGGAAUGCCACCCCUGGUUUAACCGGACUACGGUUCUGUCUGAUCCCGGGUUACAAAUCCGAUGGAUACUGAGCCUGAUAUGAUAUGAACUAGAGAAACGUAAAAGCUAUGACGGGAAACCAGAGAUGGGUUAAAAACUGGUUAAGUAGUAAGUUUGCUGCAAACCGUUCUCGGUUUCGCAGCUGGUUGUGUUCCAGUCGACGCACGACAACCAAACCCUUUUUGACACUAUAGCCCGGUUUAGUUUUGAUUUUAGUUAACCGGUGCAUGUAGGUAAAAUUUCGAUACGCGUUGUAUAAACUAUUAAGAAAUUUUUCGGUCAUUAAAAAAUUGUGAUCAGGCCUCAUAUGCAUACUUUAAAAUGUUAAUUUCCUACAAUUCCAAUGUGUGACUUAAAUUAAGUAGGAGUAGUAGAUACAUAUUUUCCACCUAAUUACUUCAUUAAUCCUCUGCUGCCCAAUCCCGUCUUUUGGCUGGGUACGGGAAAUUUGUUGUAGAAUACUAUUGCAUACUGUCACUACUAAGAAAAUCUCUUCGCAACAUUCCCACCAUUCGUACAAAUAAAUUGUUAGCUCGUUGAAUUCAUUUUUUUUUAGUAAAAUACAUGUUGAAGUUCGAAAAUUUGAGUAAAAAGAGAAAACAAUUGUUUUAUUUAUGGCAGUGUAAUUUAGUCAAAUUUUUAUACAAAUUUAAAUUUUUGGGAAAAUAAUAAAAAAUAAUGCUAAAAUGCAAACUAGUAGUACACAGCGUAGCAAAAACUUCAGUAGUACACUCACAGAAAAAUAUAGUUAUAAGCCAAAAAAUGUUAACUCGUCAAAUGAUGGUAUUUGGCAUUUUUGGAGAUUAAUUGAAAAAUCUGUAACUUUCGUGUAGAGGUAAUAUGUUUAUCAGUUUUCUCGUUACAAAACCAAUCUGAUAUUGCUUUUUGAAGCAAAACGAAAAUUUGGGCAGUGGAGAGUUAACCAGCUGGAUAUUUUCAAAUAUUUCAUACUGGUGUGAAUGCAGUAAUUUUUUGCAUCUUCUUCAUUAUCCUGAAGAUAAAAUUCGUAUAAUAAACCGGAUCGAGAUGAAAUUGUACAUCACGUGUUAGAAAAUUAUUCAAUAUCAGUGUUUUUUUUUCCAUACGUUUAUUUGACACGGCAUUUGCAAAAGCUUUUUACGCCAGUUUCUUUUUUUACAUAGCACGUUACAAAAAUCCUUAAGACUAAUUUUAACUAUACUAGUAAUUUGUCUAAAACUAACACUGAAAUCACUUUAUUGUUUGCUUUUUUCCUUACAUUGUUAUAUUUCAUAAUGAUCUAGUAUUUUCGGGUGUAUUUAUUUACUUUUUUUUUCUGUUUUUGUCUAAAUUUAAAAACUGAAUAUUCUAGGAUGCUUUAAUUGAUGAAUGAUUAGCCUUGGAUGAGAGUAUGAGGAGAUGAAUUUAAUUAAAUUUUGACAGACGCUGUUUUUAGAAAAUGAUAGAUAAGUUCCAUGUAUAGAGGAUCGCGAUACGCCAGGAUGUCUCUAACAGGAACAUGGAUUGGUCUUCCUCGGACUUGUAAAGAAUCUACUAAUUGUGAUCUGGCUUCACGAUAUUCAGUGCAGGACCAAACAACAUGCUCAAUGUCAUGGUAACCCUCUCCACAAGCACAAUGAUUACCCUCAGCGAGCCCAAUACGACGGAGAUGCGCAUCUAAAGUAUAAUGAUUGGACAUGAGCCUUGACAUCACACGAAUGAAGUCCCGACUUACAUCCAAUCCUUUGAACCAUGCCUUCGUUGAUACUUUAGGGAUAAUUGAGUGUAGCCAUCGUCCCAUAUCUCCAUUGUCCCAAGAUGUUUGCCAACUAGCAAGUGUCCUCUGUCGAGAAGCGCUAUAAAAUUCAUUGUAAGCGAUGGGUCUUUCAUAUAUUUCACCAUCUAGUGCACCAAUCUUGGCUAAAUUAUCAGCUUUCUCAUUUCCCGCAAUAGAGCAAUGGGCGGGGAGCCACACUAGGGUAAAUUUAUAACAUUUUCUUGUUAGGUUACUCAGAGAUUCUCGUAUCUUCCCAAAAAAGAAUGGAUCUUGAUUAUCAAUCCUCUUUGAGCGUAGAGCUGCAAUUGUGCUGAGACUAUCAGUGAGGAUAAAGUAAUGGUUCGGGGGUAAAGUAUUAAUUAUUUGCAAACUAUAGUGAACUGCUGCUAGUUUCGCUAUAUAAACAGAGGCGGGUUCUGCAAGUUUGAGAGAAAUUGAAAAAUUAUUGUUGAAAAUACCGAAACCAGUGGCCUCACUGAUUCGUGACCCAUCAGUGUAAAACAUUUUAAGGCAGUCUAUGUGUUGAUAUUUACUUGUGAAUAUUUUAGGGAUCUCCCGCGAGCGUAGAUGAUCCGGAAUUCCACGAAUCUCUGCUUGCAUGGACGUGUCGAAGAAUAAAGUGGAUUCAGGACUAUCUAGUAUAUUGACGUAUGUGGGAACAUACCUAGCAGGCGUUAUUUCUUGUGACAUGUGAUUGAAAUACACUGUCAUGAACCUGGUUUGGGGUUGAAGCUCAACAAGUCUUUCAAAAUUUUCAAUUACCAGUGGGUUCAUAACCUCACAUCGUAUAAGUAAACGAGAGGAGAGAUCCCAGAAUCGAUCUUUUAAGGGAAGAACUCCCGCUAGAACUUCAAGACUCAUCGUAUGUGUCGAUUGCAUGGAACCUAAGGCGAUUCGUAAACAACGAUACUGUAUUCGUUCCAAUUUAAUAAUGUGAGUGUUUGCAGCUGAACGGAAACAGAAGCACCCAUAUUCCAUUACUGAAAGUAUCUUUGUUUGAUACAAUCUUAUCACGUCACUUGGAUGAGCACCCCACCAAGAUCCGGUUAUUGUUCGGAGAAAAUUUAUCCUUUGUUGGCACUUCUUUAUCAGAUACCUAAUGUGGCCUCCCCAUGUACCUUUAGAAUCGAACCAAAUUCCGAGAUAUUUAAAGGUCAUGACUUGGGCUAUCGUUCUACCAACCAACUGAAGCUGAAGCUUAGCCGGAUCACGCUUCCUUGAGAAAACGACCAACUCUGUUUUCUCCGUAGAGAAAUCGAUGCCCAGUUUUAAAGCCCAAAUUGAUAAAUUAUCCAAGCUAUCUUGCAAUGGUUGUUGUAAAUUUAUAGCUUUUGGUCCUGUGGCAGAAACCACCCCAUCAUCUGCAAGUUGUCUUAGAGUGCAUGGGCUGACAAUACAAUUAUCAAUGUCAUUCACGUAAAAAUUAUAGAGAAGGGGGCUUAGACAAGAGCCUUGUGGGAGGCCCAUGUAACUUAUUCUGAGUGUCGCCAAAUGAAAAAUGCAUGUGCUUUUCUGAUAAUAAAUUGUAUAAAUAAUUAAUUAAUAUCGGUGAAAGACCACAUUGAUGUAGCUUCUCCGAGAGAACAUCAAUGGAGACUGAGUCGAAUGCUCCUUUUAUGUCUAAGAACACAGACGCCAUUUGUUCUUUUUUUGCGUAAGCGAGUUGGAUUUCUGACGAAAGUAGCGCCAGGCAAUCAUUCGUUCCCUUUUCUCUCCGAAUACCAAACUGGGUAUCUGAGAGCAAGCCGUUCGCCUCAACCCAAUUGUCGAGACGUCGUAGGAUAAUUUUUUCCAACAAUUUCCUGAUGCAGAAUAGCAUUGCAAUCGGUCGAUACGAGUUAUGAUCGGAGGCUGGUUUUCCCGGUUUUGGAAUGGCGAUAACUCUCACUUGUCUCCAGUCACGCGGGACAAUAUUCUGCUCAAGAAACUUGUUGAAUAAAUUCAACAAGCGUCUUUUUGCUAGGUCAGGCAGAUUCUUCACCAAGUUGAAUUUAAUUCUGUCUAGUCCCGGAGCAUUAUUGUUGCAUGAGAGGAGUGCAAUUGAAAAUUCCAUCAUUGUCAAAGGCGAAUCUAUGAAAUCGUUACUUGUGGGAGCAUCGCGAAUGAUUUUCUGCGCAGGAGCAGAAUCUGGACAAAUUUUCUUGGCAAAAUUAAAUAUCCAACGAUUCGAAAAAUCUUCGCUUUCAUUAGUCGCGUUUCGAUUCUUCAUUCUUCUGGCUGUGUUCCAAAGAGUACUCAUUGUUGUUUCUCUUGACAAGCCAUCAACGAAGCGUCUCCAAUAACUAGACUUUUUGGCACGACGUAUACUGUCAAAUUUGUUUUGCAAAAUGAAAUAAUUUUCAAAGUUCUCACGUAUACCCCCUUUCUGUUUCAUAAUUUCUUUGUUGGCAACUUGUUUAGCUUCAUAUGCAUCAGAGCACUCUUUGUCCCACCAAGGAUUAGGGGGCCGUCUAUUUAUUGUCAUUCCAGGAUUGCAUUUCGUUUGGGCUUGUUCUGCUGCUUCAAUAAUUAAGCCCGCUAGGAAUUCAUAUUCUUCGGUAGGGGGUAGCUCUUCUGUCGAAGCAAGAGAAGUGGAAAUUAAUGUUUCGUAUGUUUUCCAAUCAAUAUUUCGUGUUAAGUCAUAAGGAACAUUGAUUGAAUUCGUAAGGCCUAAUUCACUGUUAAUUGAAACAACGAUUGGCAAAUGAUCGCUACCGUGAGGAUCAGGUACAACCUUCCACGUGCAAUCUAACCGAAGUGAUGUCGAGCACAGAGAUAGAUCUAAUGCACUUGGACGUGCAGGAGGUCUGGGGAUGCGUGUUGU